AUGUCGAAUAUUUCAAAGAGAAGAAGAGAGGGUUCGAGGAGCAAGAUAAAGAGUAUGGGUGACCACAAAGAGUUCCUGAAGCGUAUCACCAAGACCCUGUACUAUGGGGAGCUGCCAACUCUACCCAGUCUGAGCCUUCCUGUUACUGAAAUCUCAUGUGAGCUGUGGUCGGUGUCUCAACGCGGGCGAUCUCUGCGGCGUUUGCACGCAGACGCUGCGGCGAGUAUCGCCCGGAGCGCCUGCGUGUCGCCGUGCGCUCUUGUGCUGGCCAUCCUCUACCUGGAACGACUCAACGCCUGUAACCCUGACUACAUCGCUAACGCCGCACCCGCUGAUCUCUUCCUUGUUUCUUUGAUGGUAGGCAACAAGUUCUUGCAAGACGAUGGUGAAGACGAUGACGUGAUAUGCUCCGAAUGGGCGGCUUCGGGCGGCUUAGAGCUCAACCAGCUCAAGAAGUUAGAAGUGGAAUUCCUUAAUGCUAUAGAUUGGAAAGUGUUUGUGAGCGAUAAAUCGUUUGAGGCCGGGCUGCUGUGGUUAGAACGACAAGUAGCUCUUAGACAGGCUCAACUGCGCGGUUUCUUCACUUACGGCGACCUGGCGGCCACUGUCGACGCGGCCCUGCUCGGCGACCUGCUCACCUCCGUAUCCACCGCCUGCGCCGGCUACCUCACCAGCCUCGUGACUUUCCUUACUUCGACACUCAUGAUCUCCCACGCAUGGCUGCCGGUGCUGCAGUUCAUCGCCUCCCGCGGCUCGCUCAAUACUGUCACCCCACUUGAUACAAAUAUUAUAACGUACAGUUUGCUACCGGAGCUCGCUCCCUACCUGAACAAUGCUACACUAGACGUGCCCCUCGACGAACCUGAGGAAGAAGAGUCCGUCCUUAAUACUGUCAAGUGUUGCACGAAGUGGACUAAAUACCAGGUCAAUAAGGUAACAAAACGAAACUGGUACGACGCUAUCGUCGUAUACGACUGGAAAUCUUUUGAACCGUGGUGGUCGAAGACAUCCGUCCUCAACUGGCUGUAUCAAAGCUCUCUUGUGAACCCCAUGCAGCGAUGGCUGGAGAAGAUGAACGAAUACGCCGAUUUCUUCAAACGCGAAUUUGCGGGGGAUCCUGUAGAAAUGGGCCAGUGCGACGGAUACGUGCGAAGCGGAAAGACUCAGCGCUGCGUGCGCCAGUGGCUCAACUUGAGCAAGCUCAGUGCGCUCGUCGUGAGCGUGUCCGACCGAUAG
Arctia plantaginis is the source of this 1236-nucleotide messenger RNA. The record is from the annotation of a GenBank genome assembly. NCBI's taxonomy places the organism in Eukaryota, Metazoa, Arthropoda, Insecta, Lepidoptera, Erebidae.